GAGACUAAUUUUUUUGGUUUUUUUUUAGAACAAACUUUUUAAAUUCAGCGAAAAUGAAUUUUAACCCAUCAUCGGUUAGCCCUCCUAAUAAAAAAUUAGAUCCUCCAAAAGAUACUCCAAUUACUUCAGAAGAGCUCGCAAAGUACGACGGUUCAGACACAAAUCUUCCAAUUUAUCUUGCUGUUAAAGGAACGGUAUUUGAUGUUAGCGAUAAACGUGAUAUGUAUGGACCAAGUGGUAGUUACCAUCUCUUUGCAGGGAAAGAUGCUUCUAAAGGAUUGGGUAUGAGUUCUUUGAAUUUAGAAGAUGCUAUUGCAGAUUAUAGUAAAUUAGACGAAUCUCAAUUGAAGGUUUUGAACGAUUGGUAUGAUUUCUUUAAAGCCCGAUAUAAUAUUGUAGGCAAAGUUGUGUGAUUAUCAUUUGUGAUCUUAAUCGGUUAAACAUCUAUUUUAUUUUUGUAUAAAUACUGCUAUAUGUAGUUUCCCUUUUUUUUACGAAAUAAAUUAUCAACUUGUUUAAAUUUUAUAA
Molecule: messenger RNA, 528 nt
Organism: Rhizophagus irregularis DAOM 181602=DAOM 197198
Lineage: Eukaryota; Fungi; Glomeromycota; Glomeromycetes; Glomerales; Glomeraceae
Cellular component (GO): endomembrane system; membrane; endoplasmic reticulum
Source: RefSeq, a predicted model, not a curated record